CCUGCAUACCACUGCUGCUGACGAUCCCACACAAACACACACAAAGGGACUCUCUUACACACUCUCACAUCUCAUUCACUCAUCAUACCACACUCACAGAGGCUCUGAAUCUCAGACCAGUGCUGAGGGAUGCUACCGGCUGGCAAACACUGACAACCUUCAGAGCUCAGAGUUGAGGCACACACACUGUGCCUUCACCUCCUGCUGCACCGGGGAAGAACACUAGACAGAGGACACUACAGUGACGACCAGCAGUUAGACUGCACCUGAUCCCACAUCCUUCAAAGAAAAGGGAACCUGACUCUGGAGCAGGAAAAAGGAGCGAUCAUACCCCACCACUGAAACACGACCCACUGGACGGAGAGACAGAGGGGCUGACGGCCGUCUCUAUCACCCUGGGAGAAGAGACAGGAUGCUGGCAAAAAUCCUUGAGGAGAUGUGGGUGGAUCCUGAGGUGCUGGAGGCCCUCAGUGAGGAGCAGAAGAGGAUCCUCUUCUUGAAGAUGAGAGAGGAGCAGGUACGCCGCUGGAGAGAGCGGCAGGAAAGGGAGGAGAGGGAAGGAAGAGACGACAACAACACUCGGCCAAAGAAAGCCUUCAAUAAACAUGUGAGGUGGCUGCUCGGUAGGGACGGCGAUGUGAGCGUCAGUGUAAUCGGAGACGUGGACGAGUUCAGGUCCUCCAAGCUCCUGCAGAGUCUCAUGAACAACAGAGUCCACAGUGAUGAUAUGAAUGGCAUCCAGACAGCGGACUUGCUGCCAGGAAGAGAGGCCCAGCAGCUUGGCUUUAAAGAAGACGUCCAGCUGUCCUUCGCAGAUGUUGGCGAUGGCCCAGCUUCACCAAACAGACAGUUAUCUGAGGAGGACAUGGACUCCGGCAGCGCGGAUGACGACCCGAAGGACAGCGACAGUGAGUCAGGCAGCAGCUCGGACAACCACGGCGACUGGACUCUCCACAGGCCCCAUCUUAGUAGCAAUGGCAACCAGCCGCCACUCAAAGCCCAGCUGUCAGACACAGAGAGGGCCGGCCCACAGGACAGAGGGACUGUUUCCGAACAUGGAGGUCGCGUGGCGCAGCUCAGGAAGGCCUUCACUGACGAUCCCCGCAGCACACCAUCUGCCUACUCCAAACCUCCUUUACCUGCUAAACCUGUUCACCUACAGAAAAGAAGCACACCCUUAAUCCAUUAAGGCUGAUGGUGUGUCCAGCCUGCUGCAAGACUAUACUUGACCCCAAAGAGGCAGAGCCUGCUGCACCGCGUGCAGACAAUAAUGGCUCAGCUAGACACUGUUGGUCCAGGCUGAGGCCACACACAUAUGAAGAAAAGGAUCCUUACUUGAAACCGAGCAGUGAACUGAGAUACACUUCGUCAGGCUUCCAUUCAAGGGCCGACCCAUAGGCAGAAAAAACAUCUGGGAGGGAGGUGGAGUGAGAGAAAGACUUGAAAGCUUUUGAACUGAAGUCAACCUGAAUGAUAAAACGGAGCGGCUUUGAUGUUGCUGAGUUCAAAUGCGCUCACAUACUUUCUGUGAUUGACAGGCAGACGCAGAGAGAGAUGUCCAGAGAGACACAGACGCACAGACUAUUGACUACAGGUGUAAAAAACCCCACUGUGGUUCACCUGUUAAAUCGGUGUUAAUGAAGUUUUAUUAUUCACAUGUCAUAAGCAGAGGUUAUUGGGAAGUGAAAGAUUUAUUUGAUAAAAAUUAUACUCGGGUCCCUUUGUACUCUUCAAAAGGUUUAAACUGUUUUAAAUGUAGUCCAUGUAACUUUGUCACUGUACUGUUUUAACACCACUGCCUUUCAUCUGCAUUGACAACCUCUUCAUUCAGCGUAUCAUCUAUAGUCACAAUGGUGCCGGGGGGUUUGGGGGGAUAAAAUAAAACGAUUGAAUUUGUGGUAAAUGAUAAA
This is a messenger RNA of Micropterus dolomieu (smallmouth bass), 1910 nucleotides long. RefSeq lists its product as uncharacterized. The coding region runs from base 413 to 1189 and encodes 258 amino acids. The record is from RefSeq and is a predicted model, not a curated record. Lineage: Eukaryota; Metazoa; Chordata; Actinopteri; Centrarchiformes; Centrarchidae. Gene Ontology annotation, cellular component: cytoplasm. The transcript is spliced from 6 exons.